Zea mays is the source of this 973-nucleotide messenger RNA. RefSeq lists its product as uncharacterized. The record is from RefSeq and is a predicted model, not a curated record. The transcript has a single exon. Lineage: Eukaryota; Viridiplantae; Streptophyta; Magnoliopsida; Poales; Poaceae. Bases 149 to 853 code for a protein of 234 amino acids.
GCAUCAAGGCAAGGCCCCAUGCCUCUCAAGCAAACCAAUAUAUAUACCUACCAGCUAGCUAGCUAGCCAUCUCAUCGAUCUCUAGAUCGAGCGAGCUCAUCACUGACCUAAUAAGCUACUCGCUCUUAACGACUGUGUGUCAUCAACCAUGAGGCACAGCAGCUCCCUAGCAAAUCUGGUCGACAGGCAGCUCCACAACCUCUCCACGUCGAAGAUGAAGAUCAGCAACAAGAGCGCCCCCGAUCUGCUCAAGAAGGCCGUGACGUCGAUCAAGAGCAAGACCGACGCCCUAAGGACGAAGCUCAUCAUCCUGGCCUCGCUGCGCCGCAGGAUGGCGAUCGUCGCUGCCGUGUCUCGCAAGGUCCACACGCUCGUGUCGUCGUCGUCCAGCCAGGAGAAAAUGGCGGCGGACCGCCGUCACAGCAGGGCUCUCGCGCUGAGCAAUAAGGCAAUGGCGACGCCAAGCGAAGGGCCGCCGGCCACUACUGGUGGUGGUGGUGAACGCGGUGGUAGUAAUAAUAAGGCCCAUCUCAGUCUCUUUGAGAUCGCGGUGUUCGACGAGGAUGACGACCAUGUCUACCGUGGUGAUCAUUAUUGGACGAGCAGUUCCCUCUUCGACGAUGGCAAUUAUCGUUGCAGUAAUGAGGAAGAAGAAGAAGACGUCCACCAGGAAGACGGUGCUGAUGAUCUCGAUGACGUUCUUGGUGCGCUCCAUGAGCCCUCCGUCAUCGAGGUCAUCAGGAGCAACCGGGAGGCUGAAGGUCUCAAGUUCAAUAUAGACGAUGAGAUUGACGAGGCUUGUGAUAUGUUCAUUCGGAGAUGUCGCAGCCGGAUGGACCUUAGCUUGUACUGAUCCUUCUGUUAAGACCAAAACUGGUGCUGAGCAAUGAUAGAAAGGGUGGCAAAUGCAUCACUACUGGCGCGGCAUAUUUUUAUGCCUGAAUUUAACAAACUAUAGACGAUAUGAUGACCA